AAACUGUCAAACUUCAUAAGUUUUUUUGUAGAUUGUCAACCCAAAUUAAACCGCUAUUUUGUCAAAAUUGUUAGGAUAUGACAAAAAGAAUAAAAUUCAACUUAUUCAACUAAACCCACGGACAAUAUUUAAUCAUAAUCAUGGAGGAUCAAGGUUGUCCACGUUGUAAAACUACUAAAUACAGAAAUCCAUCAUUGAAAUUGAUGGUAAACGUAUGUGGCCAUGCUUUAUGCGAAAGCUGUGUUGAUUUAUUGUUUCUGAAAGGUUCUGGUUCGUGCCCAGAAUGUAAGGUUCCUUUACGGCGGAGUAACUUCCGCGUGCAGUUAUUCGAAGAUGCCACGGUAGAAAAAGAAAUAGAUAUAAGGAAACGAGUUUUGAAAGAUUUCAAUAAGAAAGAGGAAGAUUUCGCUACACUGAGAGAGUACAACGAUUAUUUAGAGGAAAUUGAAACUAUAAUAUUUAAUUUAGUAAAUAAUAUAGAUGUUGUAGGCACAAAUAAAAAAAUUGAACAGUAUAAAAAAGACAAUAAAGAAAUUAUAAUGAAGAAUAAGGCAAAAAUAGGAAGAGAAGAGUUAGAACUAGAAGAGAUAUUAGAAAUAGAAAAACAAAUGGAGGAACUUCGUAAAGCAGAGAUGUUGAAAGUAGAAGAAGAGGCAAAGAAACAGAAGAUUAGAGAAAAAGAGGCUCUGAUUGAUGAGCUUAUGUUUGCUGAUGGUGAUGCUAAAGAGAUACUAAAUACGUUUGCUCAGACUGUCGCUAACAAGAAGGAGGAAGUCGUGCCGGUCGUACCCAAAGUGACUCAGUUUUCAACAGGCGUAAAGUUUACUAGAGGUUCAGGACAAAAACAAAUACCGCUUAUUGAGGAAGGUCCUCUAUAUAAAUAUGAACCACAAGCUAUACCUGACAGAGUGGGUCCCGACCCACCGUCUGUACAGGAGAUUGUAAAUAAUGGAUAUCUGCGACAUGUUAGAGCAGAGACAGAAACUGAGAAGGCGGGUGGAUAUUCCUCAACACUACCGUGUCUUAGAGCCUUACAGGAUGCAUUAUCAGGCCUUUACCACGCUAGCUGA
Messenger RNA from Melitaea cinxia (Glanville fritillary), 1070 nucleotides. RefSeq names its product CDK-activating kinase assembly factor MAT1 (gene Mat1). Gene Ontology annotation, molecular function: cyclin-dependent protein serine/threonine kinase activator activity. The transcript has 5 exons. Gene Ontology annotation, cellular component: transcription factor TFIIH holo complex. Bases 141 to 1070 code for a protein of 309 amino acids. Lineage: Eukaryota; Metazoa; Arthropoda; Insecta; Lepidoptera; Nymphalidae. The record is from RefSeq and is a predicted model, not a curated record. Gene Ontology annotation, biological process: positive regulation of cyclin-dependent protein serine/threonine kinase activity; nucleotide-excision repair; regulation of transcription by RNA polymerase II.